Zingiber officinale is the source of this 732-nucleotide messenger RNA. Its product is annotated as outer envelope pore protein 21B, chloroplastic-like. NCBI's taxonomy places the organism in Eukaryota, Viridiplantae, Streptophyta, Magnoliopsida, Zingiberales, Zingiberaceae. Gene Ontology annotation, molecular function: voltage-gated monoatomic anion channel activity. The record is from RefSeq and is a predicted model, not a curated record. The transcript has 5 exons. Bases 88 to 594 code for a protein of 168 amino acids. Gene Ontology annotation, biological process: regulation of monoatomic anion transport.
UUCUAUAAAUGAACGACGCAGUCCCCUGAAGCGUCCGGCCAUCUUAUCUUCUUCUACUGCUGCUCCGCUAGGGUUGGAGCAGGAAGGAUGAUGCAGAGCUCGCUGAGGUACGAUGGUGAUUCCAAGUCCCUUCGCAUCCACGCCAAGGAGAGGAUUCCACUCGCCUCCGAUACCCUACUCCAGGCUCAUGCGGAGUUAGACACCAAAUCUGGAAGUCCUAGUUAUCUUUCUUUAAUGUUUCGGCAUUUUUAUCCUGAGGCGUCAGCCAGCAUGGGUAUGGGCGUCCAAUUUAACAAAGAUGAGAAACUGAGCUAUACUGUUCAAGCAAAGAGAGCAUUCCCAAUCACAGCCAAUGGAUUAGCGGGCAUAAACUUGAAAGGGAGGUACUAUUUUGCUGAAGGAUUUAAGGAGAGGAAGGCAAAAGGUGCAGUUGAGUUAGCAUGGGCCAUUCUCAAUUUCCAGAAAGAACAAGAUGUGAGGAUUAAAUUUGGAUAUGAUAUCAGUAACCAGGUGCCGUAUUUACAGAUCAGAGAAAACAAUUGGACCCUUAACGCCGAUGCCAAUGGAAAAUGGAAUGUGAGAUUUGAUCUCUGAUCCUUACCUUUACCAUUUAUGGCAGGUGUAAGACUGAGACUCAUUUUUGAAGGCUUGAGUUGAUUCAUCUCUACCCUAUGGCAUUGUAUUGAUAGCAUGACCCAUUUUCGAUUGUUGUUAUUGAGUAAUGUUCUUUCA